AGAGUUUGAAUAUUACAACAACAAAACAAAACUAGCUAAACAGUAAUGACGUCUAUAUAACUAUUUAAUAUUCUCGUCAAUGAACUUGGCAUAAUAAAAUGUAAAAUCUUGAAAUAAACGACGGUCACCUCAAACCAGAUUCCCAUUUCGUAAGUAUAAUAUGGAACUGUUUACAUUCUAAAAUACAUAAAAUAAACAAAAGUCGACGACGGCGACCAAAAUAAAACUCCAUAUUUGAAGAUUUUCAAAUUAAAUUAAUAAGGAAAAUUCAAAGUCUCUCAUUAGCGUAGGAUUCACUCCUCUCUCACCGUUCCACUCUUUCCCCCUCAUUUCCGCUACACUUAUUUCCAUCAAAUCCACACACACGCGCAUAUUAUAUAAACACAUAUACUUACACAUUAUUCAUUUCAUCCAUUACUAAUAGACGAACGAGUUAAACUAAAACAAAAAGCAUAAACAUUUAUUACUAAAUGGCUCCGUGUCGUACGAUGGUUCUGCUCUGUCUGGUUCUGUUUCUGGCGGCGAGUAGCUCUUCUUAUGUGGCCGCUGCAAGAAUUGGAGCCACCGUGGAGAUGAAGAAUAGGAAGAGCUUAGGGUUUAAAGACAGCCUUAUUUCUGGUUACUUGCCCAAAGGUGUUCCCAUUCCUCCUUCUGCCCCUUCGAAGAGACACAACUCUCUUAUUGACUCUCAUCCUCAUUGAUUUUUUUUCAUAUUAUCUUUUUGUUUAUUCAAUGUACUUUUUUUCGCGGUUUUGUUUUAUAGUUUAGAUCAACAUAGUUACACAUAGUAUGUACUCUUUGUAUAUGCUUGCACACGUCUAUCUAUACUAUUGAUUUUUUUCA
Brassica napus (rape) is the source of this 843-nucleotide messenger RNA. Its product is annotated as protein IDA. Bases 471 to 701 code for a protein of 76 amino acids. The record is from RefSeq and is a predicted model, not a curated record. NCBI's taxonomy places the organism in Eukaryota, Viridiplantae, Streptophyta, Magnoliopsida, Brassicales, Brassicaceae. The transcript has a single exon.